AUGGAUGAUUUGGUGACAAAAGACUUUGUCAUCCCGACUGUCGAUAUUGGGCCAUACCUCGACGAUCCGGGCUCUGAAGCGGCGCAACAGGUGGUCCAAGAUGUGAAAACGGCCUGCACCACGUCUGGCUUCUUCUCUCUAAAGGGUCAUGGGAUCUCGAAGGAGCUUCAGCAGCAGCUCUUGCGAGCAGCCAAGUCUCUCUUCUCUCUCCCACUCGAAGACAAAAGAGCCCUUUCCACCGGCACUGUGCUGAAGAACAGGGGCUAUGAGGUGAUUGGAGCCCAAUUGCUUCAACCCGGGGCUCUCCCAGACUUGAAGGAGGGAUUCUACAUCGGACAACCGAUCCCGGCAGGUGACGAGCGCGCGAGACGGCACCCCUUUUUCAUGGGCGAGAACGUAUUUCCGCCCAACGUACCAGACUCGGAGAUCAAGGAGCCCACCGAAUCAUAUUUUCAGGCCGUGUUCCAGCUAUCGCUCAAGGUGAUAGAGAUCCUUGCCAAGGGGCUGCCCUACGGGGAUGGCAUCUUCGACGACUUUGUCUCCAACGACCCAGUCUGUACCCUCCGGCUCCUGCAUUACCCGCCACAGACGUCGCGAGACGAGCUCCAGCUCGGCGCUGGAGCGCACACCGACUUCGGUGCCAUCACACUUCUUUAUCAAGACAACAUGGGCGGCCUCGAGGUGCGCAAUCCUUCCACGGGCCAGUGGGUACCUGUGGCUCCUGACCCGGACGCCUACGUGGUCAACAUCGGCGACAUGCUCGCCAUCUGGACCCGGGGCAUCUACAAGAGCACGUUGCACCGCGUCAUCAACCGCUCCGGCGGCGACCGCUAUUCCGUGCCCUUCUUCUUCGACGGGAACCUCGACGUGCGCCUGGCGCCGCUUGACGGGAGUGGGUGCGACGGUGGCGAGGCUCCGACUGUGGAGGAACACAUGCUCGAGAGGUUCGGUACUACGUACAAGGGAGGGAAGAAGGGAUAG
Molecule: messenger RNA, 981 nt
Organism: Thyridium curvatum
Lineage: Eukaryota; Fungi; Ascomycota; Sordariomycetes; Thyridiales; Thyridiaceae
Exons: 3
Coding region: 1-981 (326 amino acids)
Molecular function (GO): dioxygenase activity
Source: RefSeq, a predicted model, not a curated record